AUUUGCCAAGUUUAAGGAACCCUAGCAUCUGGCCAACAUUGAAACGUUAAUAAAUAUGACUAAUAUUUAAACGGCAGGUCAUGUAAUCCAUUCGUCGCCAGAAAUGUCUCCGUAUUUGGAGUUUGUUUUACUCCAAGCUUUCUUGUUUUCAAAGAUCACCGCUGGCUCUAACGUCUGCAGCUCUAGUGUUCCAGACAUCGAUUACGUCCUCACUGGUCACGUGAUACGGACUCUAAAACUCAAGACUUUUGAGAGCUGUACAUUUUCUUGCGAAAUUGAGCCGAAAUGUUUUAGUAUCAACUACGUGUCAUCGCAAGGAACUUGUGAACUCAACAGAGCAACCAAGGAUUUUUUUCCUGGAGACGUAGUGAAACAGAAUGGGGCAUUUUAUUUGGAUAUGGUGGUCCGCCAGUUUCAUCGUGAUCGUGAUCCUUGUGAGAGCAUGCGCUGUGAAAAUGGAGGGACAUGUGUCGUGAGUCCGACCUUGAAGUGCAAUUGUCCUGAUGGUUACACUGGGCUUCGCUGUCAAAACCUACAGCAGCUGGGAAUGGAAAGCGGAGACAUACCUAAUGACCACAUAGAGAGCUCCACGUUUUUGGUUGAUAAUCAAGCAUGGAAAGGACGCUUAAAUGGAAAUUCGUGCUGGAGACCUGCACAAAGCAAAAAUACUGAACACAUUAAAGUAACGUUCGUGAGCGAAAAAACCGUAUUUGCCAUAGCAACACAAGGCAGCCCGGACAAUAACUUUUGGAUUGAAAGCUAUACCCUCCAGUACUUCGCUGAUGGUUCUCUUAAGGACACUAAGAAGGUAUACCAAGCCAACAAGGACGGCACUUCAAUUGCCAUAAACAAGUUCUCACAAGCUCUCCAAAAUGUCAAGUGGAUCCGGAUUCAUCCAAGAGCCUGGCACAGUUAUAUAGCAUUGAGGCUAGAGGUGUACGGAUAUUGAACGUUUUGAAAUGGAAGGCUCAA
Messenger RNA from Stylophora pistillata, 972 nucleotides. Its product is annotated as lactadherin. NCBI's taxonomy places the organism in Eukaryota, Metazoa, Cnidaria, Anthozoa, Scleractinia, Pocilloporidae. The record is from RefSeq and is a predicted model, not a curated record.